AUGAAUAGAAGAAAGAGAGAGAGAAGAGAAUAUUUGCUCCAAAAAGAAAGAGAAAGGUUUGACAAAGAAAUGGAGGGAAAAAAGCAAAAGCUAGACGAAGCAUUGGAGUCCAACACAAAAAUCCCUCACGACAUUAAAAAAGACGCAGCUACAUUGCUGAACGAAAUGAUUUACGAAGGGAAAAUUGAGGAAGAGCAUAGACUUCCAAAGAUAAUGGUCACUACAUCGAGAAGUCCGAGCUCGCAACUUCUGCAUUUCUCAAAGCAUCUAUCUCUAGUAUUGAACGGUGAAAAUGUCAUUCGUGGACAACUAUGCGAGGAAGAAAUAAGUGACUUGGCACACAAACAUGAAUACACAUGUGUUAUCAUUAUACAUGAGAAUAGGGGGAGGCCGUCUGCUCUUGCGGUUUCCUACUUUCCGUUUGGGCCUACGAUGAGAUUCACAAUAAUAGAUCACUUCUUGACAAGGAGAUCCCAUCCUCUUUCCCCUAAGAUGUACUUUGUGUGCGACAAUAUGGAGGGACCCGUCGGGAUAAAAAUCAAAGAGAAAAUGGCGCUACUAUUUCCCCGAUGCGAUGGAGCAAAAAGAAUAGUUAGUUUAGUAAACAGAAACGACACUAUUGCAUUCCGGCACUAUUUAAUAGAGAAGGGAGAUAAAACCACUUUAAGCAAGAGUCUUGGAAUGGACCUUAGAGCAUAUGAAAUAAGAAAAGGAACUUUCGAGGUGGAUGGGGAGUUUGAAUGGGCUUAUAAGCCAUAUAUGAACUCAAGAAGGACCCGGGAGGAAAUAGGACGUGCACCCAAGGAACAAUUAAAGUUAUGA
Encephalitozoon intestinalis ATCC 50506 is the source of this 822-nucleotide messenger RNA. Its product is annotated as U3 small nucleolar ribonucleoprotein. Gene Ontology annotation, cellular component: Mpp10 complex; small-subunit processome; nucleolus. Lineage: Eukaryota; Fungi; Microsporidia; Unikaryonidae. The coding region runs from base 1 to 822 and encodes 273 amino acids. The transcript has a single exon. The record is from RefSeq and is a predicted model, not a curated record. Gene Ontology annotation, biological process: rRNA processing. Gene Ontology annotation, molecular function: rRNA primary transcript binding; snoRNA binding.